AUGCGGCUUCUGGGCCAUUUUUGCGCUUUGCGAACGCUUCGAUGUGUUGCUUCCAGUCGUUUUCAAAGACGGCAGUUCAACAUCAAGAGCUGGAGUCAGAGGCUCGCUGCAAGCUUUCAUAAGCCACUGCCGCCUCCUGUAGCAAGGAGAGACCAGUCCGAGGAUCCAUACGGCUGGUUGAGGCAUGGCGACAUGGCUAUGAUCCGUCGCCACCUCGACCGAGAGAAUGAAUAUGCAGAGAACUUCUUGAUGAAGGGGAGGCACAUCGAGCAGGUGUUGCUAGACGAGAUGGAAUCUCGGGUUGAAUCGGAACACAGCAGCCCGCCGGAGAAGAUCGGAAGUUGGUACUACUACAUGCGGACCACAGACACCAGUGCGUUCCAGAUCUACUGCAGACGAAGUGUCAGCGAUCCUGAGGUUGAGCAGAUUGUCCUUGAUCAGGACGCGAUCUCCCGUAACGUCCCAUACCUGUCUGUGCCGAUCUGCAAGGUCUCCCCUUGUCAUCGCUACUUGGCAUACACAGCCGACAUGACGGGGAACGAGCGAUACCUGGGGUUUGUCAAGGACAUCGAGACGGGGGAGAUCCUUUUCAAGGUCGACAACGUGACGUCGAUGGAAUGGGCGAAGGACGGAGAGACGAUCCUCUACACUCAGGUGCUCCAAACCAUCAUCGACGCCCGUGAGUUUCUUGCUCUGAGGACGAUGAGAUGGCAGAGUCGGUUGUGGUACAAAGUUUGGCGGCAGAGCUUGAAAGAUCCAACGAGGAGAGAGAAGAUUUUGGAGGAACGCAACAGCGCGUUUUACAUGGAUGUUGGAAUGACUAAGGACAUGGCAUACAUCACCAUCUCGUUGAACUCCAAGACAAGCUCUGAGGUGCGCAUCCUCCCGACCUCGCAUCCCUGGAAGGAACCGAUCCUCAUCGAGCCUCGACGAGAGGGACUGGAGUACUUCGUCGAGCACAUGCACGGGGCCCUCGUUCUGGUCACCAACGAUGGAUCCGAAGAUUACAAGCUUGUGCAAGUCGAUCCUGUCCUGCCGGGCAGGGCAAACUGGACCGACUUCUACGUCCCCGAGGACGGAUGCAGAAUCCAGGACAUCGACGUCUUCGAGGAUCACAUAGCAGUCUACGAGCGCACAAUGAGAGGGCAGCGGGUGCGGAUCCUCGACAUCCUCCGACCAGCCGGGCAGCGAGCGCAAGGCCUUGUGCAAAGGACUAACUCGUGCGGCUUUCCGCACUUGGCGGCCCCUCAGCUGUCCUCCAGCUUCAAGCCCAUACAGCUGGGGGGAUCGGAGGUUGUACAGUUCCCCGUCCCCGACUGCGGCACGGCCGUCCGGCCAGGAGCCAACUGCGACUAUGCUGGCAAGACGCUCAGAGUCUCAGUGUCGAGUCCUCUCGUCCCCUGGAAGGAGUUCGACGUCUCCCUCGCCGACAGGACUCUCUCCCUCCUCCAGGAACAGGUCUGCCCCGGCCUGCCUGCUGGAUGGCAGGAGGGGUACGACUGCAAGCUCGAGCUCGCCGAGUCAUGGGACGGGGUGCAGGUGCCGAUGACGGUGAUACGAAGGAAGGGGCUGCCUGAGGACGGAAGCUCACCCACCCUCGCGUUCGUCUACGGCAGCUACGGGCAGUGCCUGGCCACGGAGUUCGACGUGGGAAGGAUCAGCCUGCUGGAAAGGGGCUGGGCCAUCGUGCUGUGCCAUGUUCGCGGGGGCGGAGAGCUGGGGUCGAGGUGGCACCGGGAGGGGAGGGGGAUGAAGAAGCUCAACGGUUUCAAAGACCUCUUCGCCUGCAUGACCUGGAUCGGUCGGAGGCUCUCGAGGCCCGGACUGAUCGCUCUGCACGGGACGAGCGCAGGGGGGCUGCUGGUGUCCGGGUACACGAACCUGUACCCGGGGACCGUGGGGGCGGUAGUGGCCAAAGUUCCGUUCGUGGACAUUGGGAGCACGAUGAGGGACGAGGACCUGUCGCUGACGGUGCACGAGUACGAUGAGUGGGGAGACAUGAGGAGGACGGAGGUGGCGGACUACGUGGACAGCUACUGCCCGUACCGCAACGUGAGCGGCGUCAGGUACCCUCCCAUCUACCUCACGGCCGCGCUCAACGACACGAGGGUGGGGUACUGGGAGCCGGCCAAGUGGGCGGCGAAGGUGAGGCAUGAAGGAGGGGAGGGGAGCGGGCCGGUGCUGCUGCAGACGGCGUUCGAGGGAGGACACUUCGGGACAGGGGGGAAGACUGGGUACCUGCAAGACCAGGCGAGGGAAGCCGCGUUCCUGUACCUUGCGCUGGGGUUGAAGUUUGAUUGA
Messenger RNA from Guillardia theta CCMP2712, 2301 nucleotides. RefSeq lists its product as hypothetical. The transcript is spliced from 22 exons. Bases 1 to 2301 code for a protein of 766 amino acids. NCBI's taxonomy places the organism in Eukaryota, Cryptophyceae, Pyrenomonadales, Geminigeraceae. The record is from RefSeq and is a predicted model, not a curated record. Gene Ontology annotation, molecular function: serine-type endopeptidase activity. Gene Ontology annotation, biological process: proteolysis.